AUGAACAACAUGCCUCUCUACUCAGCAAACACUCUCCCUACCUCCGUCCCCUACCAAGCUGGAGCAUAUGCAUACGACGUUCCCACAUCGGUACCAGUAAACCCAUACAACAUGCAGCAAGCUUCCUACUACGCAUCGAACAUGCCACAUCCCGUGUCAUACCCUCAAUCACAUGAUAUUCAGGCGCUUCCCACUCUGCCAGAUGUCCGACAUGUGUUCAACCCAAACGUCAAGUCCGAGGGUACAUCACCGGCGCAGUCAAACCACAUGUAUGCGGAUCCGUCCUAUGGAACCGAAUUGAAGCGAUCUACUUCAGAGCCUACAGAAGGUAGCGGUGCCAACUUCGCUACUGAUGUGGACACUCUUAUGAGGGCCAUCCAGGCGAAGCAGACAAACCCGCCUCCAGAGAAUGAGCAGAAGGACGACGCAUCAAAGAAUGCCCAGAAGCCUAGGAAGCGUUAUCAGUGCACUGUGCCCAACUGCAACAAGAGCUUCUACCAGAAGACACACCUUGAGAUCCACAUACGCGCCCAUACUGGUGACAAGCCAUUUCCUUGCAAAGCACCUGGAUGUGGCCAGUCCUUCUCGCAGCUCGGUAACCUCAAGACACAUGAAAGGCGUCACACCGGAGAGCGACCAUACAGCUGCGACAUCUGUGGCAAGACAUUCGCCCAACGUGGCAACGUUCGCGCACACAAGAUUGUUCACCAACAGAUCAAGCCCUUCAGCUGCAAGCUAGACGACUGUGGCAAGCAGUUCACUCAACUAGGCAACCUCAAAUCCCACCAGAACAAGUUCCAUGCCGCUACUCUCAGGUACCUUACCACAAAGUUUGCCACUAUCAACCCAGGCGACUAUGUCUCCCAAGAGGACAAGGAACUCUGGGAGUACUUCGCAUCGCUAUACAAGAACUCCAACAAGGGUAUCAAAGGUCGAGGCAAAGACAGGCGCAUCUCCGCCAUGUCAUCAUCCGCUUCUUCAUACCCUUCUUCAUACCCUUCUUCCUACGCCUCUAUGUCAAUGGCUCCCAUGGCCCGAGGCUACUCCACCUCUUUCCACCAGCAAAGCAGCGACCGGGAGAGCCGCUGCUCAUCGAUGUCUUCCGACACCAUCACAAUACAACGAACAGACAGCGCAUACGACUUCAAUGCACCAAUGCACAACGGGUACCACCACCCUCAAGGCAAUGGCUACGACGAUAUGGUCUUUCCUGAACGGAAGAUGUACUGA
Alternaria postmessia is the source of this 1230-nucleotide messenger RNA. RefSeq lists its product as uncharacterized. NCBI's taxonomy places the organism in Eukaryota, Fungi, Ascomycota, Dothideomycetes, Pleosporales, Pleosporaceae. Gene Ontology annotation, molecular function: DNA-binding transcription factor activity, RNA polymerase II-specific; RNA polymerase II cis-regulatory region sequence-specific DNA binding. The transcript is spliced from 3 exons. The record is from RefSeq and is a predicted model, not a curated record. Gene Ontology annotation, cellular component: nucleus. Gene Ontology annotation, biological process: regulation of transcription by RNA polymerase II. The coding region runs from base 1 to 1230 and encodes 409 amino acids.